This is a messenger RNA of Sporothrix brasiliensis 5110, 516 nucleotides long. RefSeq lists its product as uncharacterized. Bases 1 to 516 code for a protein of 171 amino acids. Lineage: Eukaryota; Fungi; Ascomycota; Sordariomycetes; Ophiostomatales; Ophiostomataceae. The record is from RefSeq and is a predicted model, not a curated record. The transcript is spliced from 3 exons.
AUGGCCGCCCUUCUCGGAGCCACAAAGGGCGGCCAGGACCGCCCCCAAGAUCGGGACGACGUGCCUUUUCGAAACGGCAACAGCGCCACUACCGCAAACAAGAACGCCAGUAGCAUUUCUGCUCCUCCGGCUGCAGCCUUGUCUGGAAAGGCCACCAGCUUACCAAAGACGCCGACGUCGACCAAUGAUCAAUCACAGCCUGCCACGCCCUCGCCCACCGCCGUCUCCGCCGCAUCCACACAGCCCACGGUAGCUACUCGCAAAGCGCCCAGACUCUCGCGGGGACCAUCUGCCCUCGCCCCUGUCAGAGGAGCUAACCCGGAGCAAACCUCCCCUCAACCACAGCAACCGCAGCAGCAACCGGCUGCGACGGCAGCUUCCGUCCAGUCGAGCAGCGCCUCUGUGAACACGUCGUCCAUCGACCCCCUCUCUCAAGACCCGACAGUUCUGGCCCAGAUGCAUCGUCUCCCACCGCUGAUAUAUCCCAGCGCUUCCCUUUUCCGGGCGCCGAUGUAG